UUGAAGUCGGGCGGUCGCGCGCGGGUCGAACAAUGCGUUUGCAUUUGGCCAGCAUCCUCGUUUCUCGGUGAUUGCACAUAAAGCUGCCAUUAUUAGAACUUCAGUGGGCGGCAAGCGGGCUCGGUGCUUUAUCCAGCGUCGGGUUCGCGCGUACACUUACGCACAAUUCGCUCUUCGCGUUGCACUCAAAGUGCUUUCGAGCCUUUCGAGCUCACCGCGUUCUUUCGUCCAUGUGGCUGCCAGUUGUAGCACGACGCUCGUUCGCUUCGCGUUCACUUCGCUUUUUCGUCGAAACGAUCCCGUCCAGAACCAUCACGUCUCCGAGUUUCAGUAAAGAGACUUUCGGUUCAAAUUUUUACGACACUCUUCUCUCUUUCGAACAUUUCGUUGCCAAAAUAUCACGUUCGAUUAAUCCUAGAGAUCCUGGAUCGUUACGUUUCAUUUUUUUACUUAAGCGUUCGAAUUAUUACAGUCGGUCAUCCGGAAUAUUUAUAUUAGUUAUAGUCAUCCGAAACGUUCAAUUUUUUUUUCUUCUUUUUUUUUUUAAGAAACGUUUCAUCCAGACUGAUUUAAGAUCUAUCGCGCUUUACUUUUCUCUGAUGGUGGAUUGUUUCAGUGGAAAGUGUUGAAGUUUUUCAUUAAAACGUUCUGCUCGAAAUAUUCGUGUUCGAUCGAUCUAAGAUUUCGAACCGAUUGCUGCAGAGUGUUAUCUUGGCGCUUGUUCGAAAAAUUGGCGCGCAUUUUCAAGUUGUGAAGGAUGGUUGGUGAGAGCGGGAAGUUCGCUGGAGAAAUCGCUUGUCUAAAUCGCUCGGCGAGGCGUGCGAUUGUCGCCUAAUCGCUGUUAUCGCUCGCUCCACUUUUAUUCCGCUCCUCUCGCGAUCGUUCGCUACAUGCCCGGCCGUUUUACUCGCGUGUAUCGUUAAUUGCUGUUAGUUACCGCCGACGAGUUUGUUGCCGUAUAUAAGUGGUUGUGAUGUAAUCGAGUUGAGCCGCCAGCGAGAUAGUUUUGUGAACUUGAACGGCGAUUGAGGGAUUGAAAGGAAAGUCAAGAAAAAAAAAAAAAAAAAAAGAAAGAAGGAAGAAACUGAAAAAACGUUCGACUUUAGCGAGGCAGUUUCGCUUAAAUGGCGAUUGAAAGAUACUGGAAGGAAUUGAAUAAAUUUGGAAAAAUCGAAUUUCCAAUUCAGCGAGACAGUUUCGUGUACUGCGAUCAAGAGAAAUUCGUCGGAUAGUUGGAAGAAAAAUAUUCUUUCACGAUGUUGGUUUGUGUUUUAUAAAGUCAUUUAAGAUAGUACUGCGAGUCAGAGUCGUGUAAUCAGAAAAGAAAUUGAUUGAGGAUAAUUGGAAAAUGAAGAUGCCCCUUUGUGAAAUCGUUUUCUGCUUUACGAGGAUACCAGCAACGUCCACGCCGACAUGACACCGUGACGUAAAACGCGUUUACGGAUUGACGAGCGGUUGGCACGGACUUGAAACGAGACCAGAAUAUCGACUCUUCGAAAUUUCCUUCCUUUAUCACCCAGUAACUGCAUCUGCCAUUGAGCAAGCAUGUUGCUCGAGUCCCAGAGCGCGAGUUCCGGAACGUCCAAUUGAAAUUUCAUCAAAGCCCGCGCCCGGCCAUGGCGAAGCAGUCGAAACUCCCCAGUUUUCUCCUCGCCGCGUGGCUGCUCGGCACCGUCGCCACCAAAUCGAGAAUGGGCGAGUUUCUGCACAGUUUGCACGAGUACGAGAUCGUUUACCCCCGAGUGAUCACGAGUGAAAACGCGCGCAACAAACGAUCGGCCCACGACCGAGGUACGUCUUCGCUCGAACACCUCGAAGAGCAACUGAUAUCCCUCGGGAUCAACAAUUGGACUUUGAGGACCGUGGCGAACGAUCGAUUGACACUGUCGUCGAACUUCACGGUGAAUUGGGUGCACCGCGGCGGCGAAACGAAAUUCGUUGAAUACAACGGUAUGGUGGAUUGUGAUCUUCGGCAGGGUGGCUUGAGAGGGGAUGAGAAUUCGUUCGCGGUGGUGACGCUGUGCAGGGAAGAAUUGUACGCGCUGAUGUUGAUCGAUCAGAGAUCGUUUCUCGUGCAGCCGCUGACGAAUGGCCAGCACGUGAUGUUCCAGCCGAGAGAUAAACGGUGGUGGUCGGCUAGGGAGUACUCGAAUUUUGUCUCUGUGACUCCGGAAAAUCCUGCACGGACAAAAAAAUCGAGGAAAUUUGGGACUGGAAAGAGCAACGGAAAGACUAAACGGUUCAAACGAUCCAGCGAUUCUGUAAAUCACGACGUUCAGGGAUUUUAUAAUCUCUCCGGUGAUGUCUUUGACGUAGAGUACCCAGAGGCUGAGAAAUUGAUUUUUUACGAUGAAAAGGACGAGGUAUCCACGGAGUAUAACGAUACGAUAGUGAAAGAAUUAUCAAUCGAGAUGAAUUCUGAGGAGCUUGGAUACUUCUCCGGCCCUAAAUGGCAAAGGGCUAGAUCUUCAAAGAAAAGACCAACUGCUAAGGGAUCGCCGCCACGAUGGCUAGAGAUUGGGAUAGCCGCUGAUUAUUCCGUGAUAGAUUUCCACGGAAUUCGAGUGCAACAAUAUAUCAUGGCUCUCUUAAACAUCGUCAGUGCAAUUUAUAUGGACCCGUCUCUUGAAUCAAAUAUGAUUCUGGUGAUCGUACGAAUGAUUUUAUACGCGGAGAAAAGGGACGGUAUGGUCCGUCGCGGCGAUGCCAGACGAUCUCUCGAAAAUGUGAACAAAUGGAACAGGAAGAUGUUGUCCUCAGCGGAUACGAAUUACGAUGUUGCAGUAUGGCUGACAAGAUUAGAUAUCGGUGGACCCUCUGGUUACGCACCUGUGUCAGGUGUAUGCGAUCCCGCGAGAUCGUGUGCCUUAAAUCGGGACGAAGGUUUGACCAGCGCUUUUAUUAUCGCGCACGAAGUAGCGCAUAUCCUAGGUCUGACUCACGACGGGGACGAAACGACCGGAAACGCGUGCAAGGAAGAGGGAUCUCGAGGAAGCGUAAUGGCGCCGAUGGUCGCAGCAACGUUCCAUCAUUUUUAUUGGUCUGCUUGCUCGAAGAAGGAGUUCCAUCGGAGAGUAAGACGGUGGUCCUGUUUGUCGAAUAAGCCGAAAAACGAUGGCUUCGGUCAACUGAGGACCACCGUUCACGAGACGUUCACAAUGGACGAGCAGUGUCGUAUGGAAUUUGGUGAAGGUUACGAACAUUGCAAAACUUUCGACGUCGCGGAACCGUGCUCUCGUUUGUGGUGUGGUAACAGUAACGUUUCUGAAACAUGCAAAACGAAAAAGGGACCACCUUUAGAGGGCACGUUAUGUGGUAACUCAAAGUGGUGUAUAAACGGUCGAUGUCAGUCGACAAACAGAAAAAGCUUCGAUAUUGGAAUAAUGCUGAACAAACCUAGAAACGGAGAUUGGAGUGCUUGGAGUGACUGGGACAAGUGUUCGAGAACUUGUGGAGUCGGAGUGCAGUGUCGAACACGAAAAUGCAACAAACCUCUGCCUGCUUACGGCGGGAAAUACUGCUCAGGCCCGACCGAUGAUUGCAGACUUUGCGAUUUGCCAAAGUGUUUAACUUCCGUUGAUCUCAGAGCUCAACAGUGCGCGAAACUCGGCAACGUUCUACAUCCCGAAAGAGUUCGGUCCAACAACGACGUGACCUGGUUACCGUACGCAUCCGACCAGGCGACUCUGAAAUGUCGAUUGAUCUGCAGAAGCAAAGAGACAGGCGAGAUAUUUCACACUAGGAAGCAUUUGAUUGAUGGCACGCCAUGCUCCUACGGAUCGACAGAUAUUUGUAUACAGGGCGAGUGCCGUCAAAUGGGAUGCGACCGUGUAUUAGGAUCGGAGAAAGCGUUGGAUGUUUGCGGAGUGUGCGGCGGUGACAAUUCGAGCUGCGAGAAUGUCAUCAGCAAGUUUCAGCGGAAGCUUCGACGAGAAGUAACACGCGUUGCUAUAAUACCGCGCGAGGCUCACAAUUUGCGCGUGAACAUCACAGUAGCGGGAUCUGCAUUUUUUCAUCCAGAUAAUUCAACGAUCGUGAUAGGGGAUGGUAGGAGGAGACGGAACGUGCAGGAGAAUUUAGUUUUUCGUAAGAGAGACUUAACGAUCGUUCAAGGUGCUGCCUUUCGCGUUCAGAAACGCGGCAGCAACACGUAUUCCAUUGAGGCAGACGGUUCUGCGUUUGAAGAUGUCGUAAUUCUGCUGGUGGUGCCAGAAAACACAAUGGAGCAAGGAAUCACGGCUUCAGUUUCGUUGCAAUAUUUUCUAAAUCGUGAUGAAAGAAACGCCAAGGAGAGAUACGUAUGGUUAUUCGGCGGUUGGAGCUUUUGUUCGGUCAGCUGUGGCGGUGGAACGCGUCAAAAAAUGAUAGUCUGCAAGGACGAGAAAACUGGAAGAAUAGUAUCGCGAAGGAAAUGUCCAUUGACAACCAAGCCGAGCCAAGAGAUAGAAAAGUGCAACGUUUUUAGUUGUACUUUCAAAUGGCUGCCUGGUCCGUGGGAAGCAUGUUCAACUACAUGUGGAAGGUUUGGCAUGCAAUUGCGGCAACUAUACUGCGUUCAUUCGGGGUUUAAUGGGACAGAGGUAAACAGGAAUAACGAAUUAGAAGUGUACCGAACGAUGGUACAGCCGUCAAUAUGUAAAACAAGUCCCAUGCCUGUGAGAACCAGAGAAUGCAAUAGGAUUCAGUGUCCUGGACGUUGGAUUUUUACUGAUUGGUCCCCAUGCUCGAAGAACAACGGGAAGGGUGUACAAUCGCGAAUAGCUCGUUGCAUCCCACCGGAAAACGAAUCGUUCUACGGCUGCGACGGGCCAACUGUGAAAACGGAAAUACGUUCUUGCACCGGACACGUGACCAGGGCCAUCGAAUUUCCAUCUCGCUGUUGGGGAGACAAAAAUCGAUUCUGCUCUGUACCAAGUUUGAAACGUUACUGCAACGUGCCGGCUUUCAGACGAAAAUGUUGCCGUUCCUGCCAGAGUAACGAAACUUUCGAUUCGUCCGACGAUUCGUACGAUCGGAAGCAUCGUAUAUCGCGAACUUAAAUUGCAUGUUGCAUAAUUAUAGACUAUACUAGAAGAAAAUU
This is a messenger RNA of Frieseomelitta varia, 5080 nucleotides long. Its product is annotated as A disintegrin and metalloproteinase with thrombospondin motifs 3-like. The record is from RefSeq and is a predicted model, not a curated record. Gene Ontology annotation, biological process: proteolysis; extracellular matrix organization. NCBI's taxonomy places the organism in Eukaryota, Metazoa, Arthropoda, Insecta, Hymenoptera, Apidae. Gene Ontology annotation, cellular component: extracellular matrix. The transcript has 19 exons. Gene Ontology annotation, molecular function: metalloendopeptidase activity. Bases 1617 to 5039 code for a protein of 1140 amino acids.